This is a messenger RNA of Labeo rohita (rohu), 2820 nucleotides long. RefSeq names its product collagen triple helix repeat containing 1b (gene cthrc1b). NCBI's taxonomy places the organism in Eukaryota, Metazoa, Chordata, Actinopteri, Cypriniformes, Cyprinidae. Bases 141 to 842 code for a protein of 233 amino acids. The transcript has 5 exons. The record is from RefSeq and is a predicted model, not a curated record.
UAGACGGCUGUGAUGCAAGGAGAAAGAGCCGAUUCAGCAGAGAGGAAGACCUCCGUCACAGAGAAACGGCGCCCUGUACAUUCUGUCUAGAGCUCAACAGAUGUAAGCCGCCUUGUCUUCUCUAACCGCUCAGCUCAAAUAUGGGACACUUUAAGACUGGAAUAUUGAUCGUCUCCUGCUUAUUGUUUACAUGCUACGAAGCUGAAAAAUUAAAAACAAGAGGUCUGCGCCAGAAGGAUGUUGAGUACAUGGAGAAAUAUUCCAGCUGCAUCCAGGGUCCAGCAGGAAUCCCAGGAAGGGACGGAAAUCCAGGAGUGAAUGGAAUUCCAGGUACUCCCGGUGUACCGGGGCGGGAUGGUGCAAAAGGGGAGAAGGGGGAAUGUGUGACGGAGAGGUUUGAAGAGCCGUGGAAACCCAACUACAAGCAAUGUGCCUGGAACUCUCUCAACUACGGCAUUGACCUGGGCAAAAUUACAGAGUGUACGUUCACUAAGCAGCACGCAGACAGCGCUCUCCGUGUGCUGUUCAGCGGCUCACUCAGGCUGAAGUGUAAGACAGCUUGUUGCCAGCGCUGGUACUUCACUUUUAAUGGGGCAGAAUGUGCCGCUCCGCUGCCUAUAGAGUCCAUCAUUUACCUGGACCAGGGAAGUCCAGAAUUCAACUCCACCAUCAACAUACACAGAACCACGUCAGUUGAAGGUUUGUGCGAAGGAUUGCGGAAAGGCCUGGUGGAUGUUGCGAUCUGGGUGGGAACCUGCGGCGACUAUCCACACGGAGACGCCUCCACCGGCUGGAAUUCAGUUUCCCGCGUGAUCAUAGAAGAGCUUCCUCCGAGCAGCUGAGUCCCUCAGUCUUCCAGAAAGUCUUCCAAGCACUUAUUGUCCUGUUAUUUUUUUUUAAACGUUGACAAUGAGUUACUUUGUAUUAUUAGUCUUAUAAAGGUUCUUUAUUGGCAUUGAUGAUUCCAUGAAGAACAUUUAACAUUCCACAGAAUGUUCUUUAAGGUUCCAAAAAGUGUUUUUUCACAGUGAUGUCAUAGAAGAACCAUUUUUGUUUCCUCAAAGAAACAAAAGAACCAUUUUUUUCUUUGUGUGGUGAAUAUUUUAUAAUCUCAAGCAGGGUUCUUGAUUCCAACUUGGUUCCAAAUGGACCGCGAGACAUAACGGCAGCACUGUUUUACCAUUUCUAGAGUUUAAAGUGAGCAGCAUGUCUGUAUGCACUUCAUUAAUUUAUGAUGAUCUUUUGGCGUUAUAUCCUCUUAUAUUUUUUUUGUAGAGCCGAUCGGCUUCAUUCAAACCCUUUUCAGAUUUAUGGAUGAGACUUCCGGCUCAUUAGCUGCUCUAGGGAAACAAUGAGAAGAAUAUCAACGUGCAGUAAACGGCAAAACUGUUUACACUACAAACCAGUGUGCUCAUAAUUAAGAUAAUACAUUGAAAUAAUAUGGUAAGACACCAAUUUGCAAUAUCAAGCAGCGAAAGGAGCUGUUUUGUACAGUUAAAAAUAGCUGGACGCUGAUCGGAAGCCAGACCCAUAAAAUUGACAAAUGACUGCAUCCCCUCAGGAAGUCUGACCAAUCAUAAUGUAGAAUCUGCCAUUUUUGUGUGACAAAUAAACCAGACAGGAGAGUAGAUUAACAUUGGUAGACUUGACCUUGAAAAAUAGUGUUUAUUAUUGAUGUUUUCCACCAGUUGAAACAAGAUGCCUUCUGAUGUUCAUUUAUGUUUAUUUCAUGCUAUAAUUAAUAAAGGGGAAGAGUUGAUCGGUUCACAUACCACUUGAAUUGAGGUGCUACAGCGAUCUGUCGCGACACAUUAAAGAGCCACAAAACUGUAUUUAUUGUUUAAAUUUCUUUAAGUACCUAAAUUAACCUGCACUGUCUUGUCUGUCGGUGUGUUGUUAGUUUCCUCUUUGCUCCACAAUGUAUUUUCGUACGUGAGAACAUGACGUGUGGCAUGACAGCGCCAUGGCUUGGUGGACAUAGCAAGAGAAACUAAAUAGCCAGGGGUGCACAUUUUCUUUUUAGCCUAGUUCUCAUAAUAGUACCUGGAGAUUUGGUUUGGUCCUCAGACUGCACAUAGUGUGACCCAUUAAAUAUAACUCUAAAAAAAAAUAAUAAUUAAUAAUCGUGAUGAUAAUAUAAUUGGGCUUUAUUUAGUUACUUUAUUUAUAUAUAAAAAAGUAUAAUUAUUUUAUAGUAAUCUUAAAAAUAAAAAAAAUAUUUUUUAAUAUGACUUUUCAUCAUUUUCAAACCUAAAAUCAGCAAGCAUUUAUUUUGGUGGGUUGCAAGCAACUGCAUGAAAUGUCACAUUUUUUGUAUUGUGCUUUGAAAAUGGCAGCAAAUAGCCUAGAAUUAUGCUUUCAGUUCUAAUAGAAAUCUAAUAUUACAGUUGUCAAUCUAAAAUGAUAAUUGUGCAUUAACAGCUGUCAGGCAUAUCGGUACACAAAUGCGCACUCUGAACUUAUUUACACAGCACAUUUCUUAUUUUGGUCAUGUACCCCUGUAAAUAAGCUUUUACCACUAUAAAGAACCUUUUGUGAAAUGGAAAGUUUCCAUGGAUGAUAAAGUUUCUUUGUUGAACCAUUCAAGGAGAAGUCCACUCCCAGAACAAAAUUUAUAGAUAAUGUACUCACCCCCUUGUCAUCCAAGAUGUUCAUGUCUUCUUUUCUUCAGUUGUAAAGAAAUAGUUUUUUGAGAAAAACAUUUUAGGAUUCCUCUCCGUAUAGUGGACUUCUGUGAUGUCCUGAGUUUGAACUUCAAAAAUGCAGUUUAAAUGUGGCUUCAAAGGGCUCUAAACAUCAGAGGUAUCACAGCAGAGGAAG